AUGGCUGAGAAGGCUGAGGAAGAGAAAGCUCCAAGCUCUUCAGAGAACCUGACGUGUCCACUAUGUCUUGAUAUCUUCGACGAGGCAACAAUCCUGACUUCAUGCGGUCACACCUUCUGUCGGAAAUGUCUCAAGAACUAUGACCUGUCCCAGCAGGACCUAGAUCACAUGAUCUGUCCUCUCUGCAGGAAUACCACCAAGUUGUCUGCGAACCGUGUCGAUGAUUUCCUCACCAAUGUGACGGUCAACGGACUCGUAGACGAUUACCACGCCAAGUGUGGAGGGAUGAAUGCUGUCCUUGAGAUGCGUCCAAAAUGCACUGCAUGCAAGUUUCAGCGAGAUGCUGUCUCAUUCUGUAAAACGUGUAAUUUCUAUAUGUGCACUAAUUGCGACUGCAGCCAUGAGCAGUCACACUUUGAAGGUCACGAGAUUGUAUCCAUACAGGAUAUCAUCAACGGGAAGGUCAGCGUUGUUCAUCCAUCCGAGAAGUGCUGCAUCCACAAACAAGAGAACAAAGAUAUGUUUUGUGAGGAAUGUAAGGUCCACGUCUGUUUUAAGUGUGUGAUCGUCGGUCAUCAAAAUCACAAAAUCAAGAAUCAGACUGAUUUCGAGCAGGAGUUACGGCUUAAGGUGAACGACCUAGUCGAGCGUUGUGCCACCAUGAAAUCAGAACUGGAGAAGAACAUUCAGAAUGUGGAAGUACAACGCCAUGAAGUAUACACUGCCGUGCAGAGAUUACUAGACGAUGUCGGUCAAGCCUACAGCAUCAAGGCCAAAAAGCUUGAAGAAAAUCAUCGAAAUCUCAUCGAGCGCAUUAAUGCAGUAAAGCGAAGUUUCGAUGACGACCUCAACGUCUUGAAAUCCAACGAUCUAAAGAGAAUCAAGAUUAUUUGUAGUACAAUAACACUGGUAGAUAAUGACAGACUGGGUCAUCUUGAGACAGACAGUUUGUCUGCUCAUACUUUGCUCUGUGAGGAGCUAGAUGCCAUGCUGAAGAAGGCUACUGAUCACACUUCUGCGGCAGCCGUUACGAAGAAAGCACAGGAGAAGAGGUUCAAGCCUGCAGAUGAUACUCGUCUUGACCUCGGGAGUAUUACAGAAUCAACUACUGGUCACGAUUCUGCUGCAGCCAUUACGAAGAAAGCACAGAAGAAGACGUCCAAGCCUGCAGAUGGUACUCAUCUGGGCUUCGGGAGCAUAUCAGAAUCAGAUCCCAAGUUGCAGGUUAUUCAAUGUGUAGAUCUACGGGAACAGAUGUGGGGUAUGACCCCGUACUCUGAUGCCAGUGUAGCUAUCGUAUAUGGUGCAAUACAUGGUCGUUAUGCAUAUCAACAGGUAGCAAAGAAGCACACAUGUUUUCUUCCAAUGGAUCCAGGAAAUCAACCAUCCACGUGA
Molecule: messenger RNA, 1395 nt
Organism: Strongylocentrotus purpuratus (purple sea urchin)
Lineage: Eukaryota; Metazoa; Echinodermata; Echinoidea; Camarodonta; Strongylocentrotidae
Product: probable E3 ubiquitin-protein ligase MID2
Exons: 3
Coding region: 1-1395 (464 amino acids)
Biological process (GO): positive regulation of DNA-templated transcription
Cellular component (GO): nucleoplasm; chromatin
Molecular function (GO): ubiquitin-protein transferase activity; zinc ion binding
Source: RefSeq, a predicted model, not a curated record